AUGAGAACAGUAUGUGAUGUCUGCGAAAGUGCCGCCGCUAUUCUUUUCUGUGCAGCCGACGAGGCGGCUCUUUGCAGUUCUUGCGACGAAAAGAGGAGAGAUGUAAACAUAUUCAUAACAGAAUUAGCCUCUGAUCAACACACUAACUACAAAAUAACAAAGGUGCUUAAUAUGACCUAUGCUGGCAUGACAACUGCCUUGGUUGAAAAUUUCCUAUCAAACCCUCAACUCUUAACCUUCAUCUGUUCUUUGUCAAUGACCGGCCGGUUUAAGAAAACUAGGGGAUGGUUGUUUACUGGUUUUCUCAGUUUGUCUUUUCAGAGGAGAGAUAUGCUCUCCAUCUCGAGCUGGAUAUUGCAUCCCCAGCUUGAUCAGAGUGUUUUUGAUAUGGUAGGCUUCAUUUAUCACAAUAUGCUCUUCCCGAGCUCAUGGAUUUAUUACGGAAUGAUUGCUUUGACAUUUGAUGACAUAAAUGAUUUGGUUAUCUUGUUUGCUAUCAAUUUAGUUGGGGAGAUGGCAGAAUGGAUUGAAGCUAUUGCUUGCACUGGUCCUAUCACUCGUGUAGGCAAUCGCAUCAGUGAAAUAUAUAUUGCACCUUGUAAUGUGUCUGCUGUAGUUGCUGAAAUCGAGUUGCUUGAUUUAUAUAUCUACUAA
Fraxinus pennsylvanica is the source of this 654-nucleotide messenger RNA. The record is from the annotation of a GenBank genome assembly. NCBI's taxonomy places the organism in Eukaryota, Viridiplantae, Streptophyta, Magnoliopsida, Lamiales, Oleaceae.